Cadophora gregata is the source of this 1005-nucleotide messenger RNA. It is a transcript of the gene MRL1, whose product is annotated as Cation-independent mannose-6-phosphate receptor CI-MPR. Gene Ontology annotation, biological process: vacuolar transport. Lineage: Eukaryota; Fungi; Ascomycota; Leotiomycetes; Helotiales; Ploettnerulaceae. The transcript is spliced from 3 exons. The record is from RefSeq and is a predicted model, not a curated record. The coding region runs from base 1 to 1005 and encodes 334 amino acids.
AUGCACUUCCCAACACUCCCGACAAGUUUGCUGGUCACUCUGGCAUUGCACUGUGGAGUGAACGCCGCAUCCUCGGACGAGAAGGUACUAGAGCCAUGUACAAUAUCGUCCUCGACGGGGAAUUUCUACGAUCUGCGAUCAUUAUCCAUAUCUCUACCGGCUGAUGACAAGAAGCCUACCAAAGGGGAGAAGGUGGAUGACUGGCAUGCUCGUGGAUACGACUACCACAGCAAUGGUGCUAAUUUCACGCUAAAUAUUUGCGCGCCGGUUGUGGAGAAGGUGGAAGAUGUAGUUGGAGUGGAUGAGGCUCUCUGGAGGAAUGUCAGUGCAUAUUAUGAGCUCGGUUCGAAGAAGUAUUCUAUCGGACAGAACUCUUCGGAGUUGAUUCUACGAGGAAGGCGGCUGGUUCUACAAUACACAAACGGAUCUCCAUGUACGACCGAGAAGAAGAGACGAUCGACCUGGGAUGCCAAUGAGCAUGAGGACAAGGUCGAGAAGAAGGCCGGUUCGGACGCCCGCCGAAAAUCUACUAUAAUUUCCUUUCACUGCGACAAAGACCCCCUCGCAACCCAGGCAUCCGUCACGUUUGUUGGGACUGACCCAGAUGAAUGCUCUUACCACUUCGAGGUCCUCUCCCGCGCAGCUUGCAUCACAGCGGAGCCUGCAAAGCAAUCAGUCGGUCCGGGAGCCGUGUUCACCAUUAUUGGUGUCAUCGCAAUUCUGGUAUAUUUCCUUGGCGGUGUAUUCUAUCAGCGGAAUGUAGCGCACGCGCGCGGAUGGAGACAGUUGCCAAACUACAGCAUGUGGGCGGGGAUUGGCAGCUUCAUAAAGGAUAUUUUUAUAAUAGCAACUUCGUCGUGCGCUCGAUUCAUGCCAAGCAGAAGGGGGUACAGCGCAUUGUCCGUUUCGGCAAAUGGCUCUUCGACUAACGGCAGGGGAAGAAACAACCGAGCAGAGGAUGAGAAUCGCUUGAUUGAUCAGCUGGACGAGGAAUGGGAUGACUAG